CGACAGCGCUAGGCGAAAACAAGAGCGCACCUGGGCGCGCGAUCACGCUAUGAUAAAGCCUUCGUGUUCGCGUGGGGGAUAAGAGAAAUUUCGUUGCACAGAAAUGUGAAUCAUGGACCAUUAGGCAGAGCUUGCGCUCAUCUUUUCGCGCAACAUUCGGUAAACAAUUACGCAUACGUGGAUUCCGGGAAGUCAGCGCAACGAUAACUGAUAUUGAAGUCGCGCGUGCAUGCCGUAGAAUUAGUGCAUUGCGUUAGAAACGGCGGUGUAUAAAUUACACGAUGAGAUGAGAGAGUGCUAAAGUCUACACAACAUUGUUAAGUUUUAUACAUACGACGAGUACGUAUACGCGUUGAUGUCACACAUCACACUUUUUUUUCACACGUAUAUAUCUGCGCGUAUGUGUGUAUUCGAGCGAGUCUGGAGGAGCACCAUGAGAGUGGGAGCGAGGUUUGGUCUGGGCGUCUGGUUUCCAGCGAAUUUCCUCGCCCGAGCACGCCGACGGCUUACAAGGAAGGAUCAGUCGGAACCUAUUAGUGGUACAGUUAAGUGACAAAAGGGGGCUUUAAGGAUGACUCUCGGAGGAGGAGUCUUCGUUCUGGCGCUCUCCGUUUAUCUGUUGCGCGCACCGUUGCUCGCGGAUGCGACCAAAGUAUUGGGAAAUUGCCCGUCGUUCAGCAGCUCCAUGACGCAAACGGAACUCCUGCAGGAACUGGCGAACGAGUGUCGGUACGACAAAAUGGUGAGGCCGCCCGGAGUGGAGAAUGCGAUCGAUCCGAUCAGAAUCUACACCAAAGCUUUUAUCUACACGAUAAAGUCCAACAUGGCGAAAACUCUGCAAUUUGACGUGCAUCUAAUGCUGCAGUUCCGUUAUCUGGACAAACGGCUCGAGUUCACGGACAUAGCCCCGUACAUGAAUCAGAUAUACGGCGGCCAAAACGCUCACGCGCUCAUCUGGACGCCCACCGUGUACGUCGCGAACGAGCGUUCGUCGGCCGUGAUGGGAAACGGCGUCAAAGAUCUGCUCAUCUCCAUCAGUCCCGGCGGCAUGGUUAUCUUGAACACGAGAUUGGUGACCAUGCUGAAUUGCGGGCUUCGACUGGAAAAGUUUCCGUUUGACGUGCAAGAAUGCCCGCUGGUGUUCGAAAGCUGGACUCACAAUGUCAACGAAAUGGUGCUGGACUGGGACAAUGAUUCGAUUGUCGUCGCGAGUGAUUUAUAUCUGACGGAGUACAAGCUCGUGGACACGUGGACCAAUCGCUCCGGCGUAUCUUACACCGAGACGCAGCAUAUUUACGGGCAUUUCGCCGGCAAUUUCAGUUCGAUAAGUAUUACGUUUAAACUUGCGCGUGAAAUGGGAUUCUUCAUGAUGGACUAUUACGUGCCGUCUAUAUUGAUCGUCGUAGUCUCUUGGGUGUCCUUCUGGUUACACCAGGACGCAAGUGCGCCGCGAAUAGUUUUAGGAACGAACACCAUCCUGGCGUUCAUGACGCUUGCGUCGAAAGUGGAAAAUUCGUUGCCGAAGGUGUCUUACAUAAAAGCGAGUGAGAUUUGGUUUUUGGGCUGCACGGUGUUCCUGUUCGCGGCAAUGGUCGAGUUCGCCUUCGUCAACACGAUAUACAGGAGAAAGAAGAAUGUGCCGUUGAAGAAAGUCAACAGCAAGUACAUUCUGAAGUCAACUUUGACCCCGCGACUGGCGAGAAAGCAGUUCCAGAAGAAUACAACCGGACUGGAACGCUCGCGAUCGUGGUCGUCGUUAGAUAACACGAAUACGAACAGCGAGCAGGACUUCACGAGUCAGAAUUAUCUCACCGUACACAGCUUUCCGAGCACAAUCAACAUUCCGUCAGUGAGAAUAGAGGAGGACAAGGAUCCGGAUUGCUCUGUCGGCAGUAUCACGACCAUCGACAGCACUCCGCCAUCCAAGCCCUUUCCUCGCAGGGCGACUCUCGCCAAGCUGCACAAUUUUACGACGAUGACACCGCAGGAAAUCGCGCAGUGGAUCGACAAGCGCAGCAGAAUAGUCUUCCCCGUGUCGUUCAUCAUAUUCAACAUACUCUACUGGUCUUUUAUAUGGAUCGAGCAAGUUUACGAAGGUACAACGAAGAAAUUAGCGCAGGAUGUUCUCAACGGCUACAACGCAACCGUAUUCGCGUACGGCGCGACCGGCUCGGGGAAAACGCAUACGAUGGUGGGAACGUCGUCGAAUCCUGGAAUUAUGGUGCGCGCACUGAACGAUAUUUUCUUAGCUACGAGAAAAUUACCGGACGACGCAGACUUCACGGUCACAAUGUCGUAUAUGGAGAUUUACAACGAGAACAUUCGCGAUCUCCUUAAUCCUAGCGCGGGAUAUCUGGAUCUACGCGAUGACACUCGAGGUCGCAACGUUAUGGUCUCAGGAUUGACGGAAGUCUCCACUAACUCGACCGAAGAAGUGAUGCAGCUGUUGGACAGAGGUAACAAAGCGCGAACAAUAGAGCCGACAGCCGCGAAUAAAACCUCAUCGCGAAGUCACGCGCUCCUCAGCGUGACAGUUAGACAGUCCUCUCGGCCGUCUCAGGGUGGCGAUCAGCGUUUGCGCCACAAAGUGAAGCAAGGGAGACUAUUUAUGAUCGAUCUCGCCGGCUCUGAGCGUGCUAAGCAGACCAAGAACAAAGGCAAGAGGCUGCAAGAAGGCGCGCACAUCAACAGAUCCCUCCUCGCGCUGGGCAACUGCAUCAACGCUCUAUCCGGCGGCGCGCGAUACGUGAAUUAUCGCGACUCCAAGCUCACGCGGUUGCUGAAGGAAGCCCUGAGCGGCAACUGUCGCACCGUCAUGAUCGCCCACGUGUCGCCGGUGAACGCGCAACGCGACGAGAGCAGGAACACCCUGAUCUACGCGGACCGCGCCAACAAGAUCUCCAACAAGGUCGAGCGGAACGUGCUGGACGUCAGCUAUCUGCACGUCGCGCAGUACCGCGACGUGAUCAACGACCUGAAGAGCGAGAUCUCGCGUCUGCGAAACAAGAUGCAGGACGACAGGCCGAAGAGGACGGAAUCGGAGAAGGAAACGGCGGACAACGCGCGCGGCAAUGAUUUCAGAUCGCUGCGGGAGAAGAUCGUGUCCGCUUUUAAGGAGCAGAUGCGUUUAAGGAGGAAGCUGAUGGAAUUGGACAGUCAUCUCUUGGGCCUGAAUAUCGCUGCCGAGCAGCAACAUUCCGUAAUCUCACAUUGGGAAUCGAGGAAUAACAAAGUCUAUGGAAAGUCACGGGACUCCAGCACGCGUCGCACCGGUACGGAUUACCAAGUGGACGAGGUGGACGACAUCGAUCUUUUAGAAGAUACCGAUCUGGAGGACGACCUGACCGUGCAACAGGCGUGGACGGAACUGACGGAAAUCACGAGAGAGCAGGAAAGGUACGCGGAGAUGCGCGCCGCUGCGGAAAAAGAGCUCGAGGCCUGCCGAAAGCGCAGCGCCACGCUCGAAGAUGAACUGCCAUCGCGCAUCAACUCGGACGAAGAGCGCGAGCUGUUGGCGCUGAUGCUGAGAGUCCACGAGCUUGAAGCGGAUAAAAUGAUGCUGCAGAGCGAGAGGCUGGUUAAACAGCACGAGCUGAGGCGUCGCGAGCUGCUGCUGCUGCGUUACGAUCGACAGCGACAGAUCUCCGACGAGAUCAUCACGAGACAGCGACGGAUUAUGGAAGAUGGUCGCUUGACGCUUCCGGCCGAUCUGCAGAACCUGUACGCCAUGUAUCAGCAAGAGAUCCAAGCCGCGACGUACAUCGACAGCAGCCUCGGCGAUCUCGCCAUGUCGUCGUCGAUCGGCCGCGGAAAAUUGCCACCUAUAUCCAGCCGGCUCAGCAGUUACGACAACUUUAAUAGCGACCUGCGAAUAGCGAGCAGUUCCACGGAUUCCGAUUGGGAUUCACCGCUGCCGCCGAUUCUGGAACCGCAGGAAGAAGCGGAUCACGUGCUGGGGCCAGUAGUGCAACCGUUAAUUUCACCGGCCGCCUUGUUCCCGCCGAUAUCGGCGGCCAACGCGCGAAACCACGAUAAGAAGCUUCGUCGAAUAGCAAGUGAUGACAGCAUAGAGUCGGGGCGAUUUGUGCACAAUAGUGAUCGUUACAACGCUCUCAGAUCGAGAACCGAUGAUCGCGACGCAGGAAGCUGAGAUUAAUCUUCAGGUGCUCUCGACGUCUCUCGCGAGCGGUAUUGCGCGGCUUGGCGUUCUUAGGCGAUUCGUGCUCGAAUCGCU
Messenger RNA from Linepithema humile (Argentine ant), 4234 nucleotides. Lineage: Eukaryota; Metazoa; Arthropoda; Insecta; Hymenoptera; Formicidae. The record is from RefSeq and is a predicted model, not a curated record.